CUCUGGCUUAAUCGUCAAUCAGUUGAGAACUACCCUUGGGCUAGCGUGGACGUUUGAUUUCCGCGAGAAAAACCAUCAUCUAUUUUGUAUUGUUUCCGGUGGUGAACCGGCUGGUGUCUGAUAUCAACUAAAUUAAUUUAAACAGUGCUAGAAAACUGACUGACUGAGGCUUAUUGUCAUUAGCCGGUGAGGUGGAAAAUCUGAGCUUGUUAGUUAUUUACGGUGAAGUGGAUAGGCACUCCGUUGUGUGAAAGUGCAUCGGAGAUAUUCGGAGAAAAAUUCAGUGAAGAAAAUAAGUUGCAACAAGCGAGUGGGAAAACAGACUUGGCCGACCGAGUGUGAAACGAAAAAAAAACUCAUCCUUGUCCAUCGCGCGCCAUUGCUUCGUUUCAAUUCUGUUCCAAGAAUUGCUGAGCGCACCCCCAGCCAAGGUGAUUUGGAAAGUUUGUGAAAAACAUUUGUUCGAUUGAAUCUAACGCCAAAGGAGUCGUCACAAUGACUACCGAUACUUGGGGAUACACUGAGCUGAACGGUCCGCACGUAUGGCCGAAAAUGUAUCCACAGGCAGCCGGUCAACGGCAGUCACCCGUCGACAUCGUCACGUCCAAUACGAAGACAUCGAGCGAUCUGAAAGAGAAUCCAUUGCGUUGGACCUACGUUCCGGAAAACACACGCAGCCUGGUCAAUCCGGGUUACUGCUGGCGGGUGGAUGUCAACGGUAAGGGUUCCAAACUGACCGGGGGACCGUUGUCGGAUGAAACAUUCAUCCUGGAGCAGUUCCACUGUCACUGGGGCUGCUCGGAUUCGCGGGGCUCGGAGCAUACCGUCGAUGGGGAAUCGUUUGCCGGUGAACUCCAUCUGGUUCACUGGAAUCAGACCAAGUACAAAAGCUUCGGCGAAGCGGCCGGACAACCCGACGGGCUGGCUGUGCUGGGAGUGCUCCUGAAGGUCGGCAAACCACACCCCGAAUUGGAUACCAUUGCGCGACUGUUGCCGUUCAUCACUCACAAGGGUGAUCGAGUCACCCUAACCAAUCCGCUGGACCCGGCCCAUCUGCUGCCGGAAAGCAAGGCCUACUGGACCUAUCUCGGGUCACUGACGACGCCACCGUGCUCGGAGUCGGUAACCUGGAUCCUGUUCAAGGAACCGAUUGAGGUAUCCCACGAACAGCUGGAACUGUUCCGUGAGAUGCGUUGCUACGAUGCCCGCGAGGAGUGUCCUUGCGACGAUUCGCUCCACAAGACGUUCGAGUACGGCAAGGUAAUCAACAAUUACCGGCCGCCGUUGGAGUUGGGAAAUCGCGAACUGCGUGAAUAUGGUGAGCACUAGGAAACCUGGUCCGCCGUGCUUCUGCAGUGAUUUGAUUAACAUGAUGAAUUUUUUUUUGUGAAUGAAAAGCAAUAGCAAUUCACUCGUGUGAACCCACGCCUUUCACCCAAUAUAGUGUGUAGAAGAGGAAUUUAAAUUACAUCCACUACGAUAUUCAACUCUACUGUGGUUAGCAGUUCUUCAGACUCUCAAAGAGCAGAGGUAUUUAAUUUCAUACAGUAACAAAGAUAAUAAAACUUGUAUGUCUCUUCCGUUUUGUGAGUUGUUUAAGGUAGGUGGCAGUCAAGUUAAUAAGGAUUUGUCUUAUAAAAAGAAAGUUAGCCGCAAUAUUUCGCCGCAAGUACGGAUGGACAGGAAAUAAAAACUAAACAGGAUUGGUUUAUAGCAUGAUUUCAAUGAGAACUAGGAGUAGUGCAAUCUAUUAUUGAUGAUAUUUAAAUUUGUUUUUUAUUUAGAACUGUUUAGAAACGUUGCACUUGUGAUUAUAAUAUUACAUUAAUAUUUUAGUGCAACAUUUAAUCCUAAUUCAAAAAGGCCAUUUUAAGAUAUUGUAAUCUUUAAAAUUUAGUAAUUUUAUAAAACAUUUGUUCACAUUUUGUUUCUAUUUUAACUAAUUUUGUUUGAUUGCGAUCGAGAAGAUUAACAUGAUAGCAAACGAGACCAAUUUUUAGGAGAGUAACGAGAAAGUGCCUACAGUAAAUGUAACUGACAGCAGUCGACAAGUUAACACCAGGAAAAUAGAAACCUAAAACCGUGAACAGUAUUUAUAUCAACUAAGGGUACAAUAUUUGCCACGUAAAAUUAAUCAUUUUCAACGGUUUUAUUCAGUAGAAGAUACCUACUGUUGCAGGCCAAUUGUUUGUUACGUGCAUGUUUAGGAAGUGCUGUUAGAUACAUAUUUACACGAGCACGCAGCACAUCAGCCGAAUAACGGGAAAUUAUUGUUAGUAUAGUUGUAUAUCCUGAAAGAAAUGAAAUAAAAUGUACUAAGAGUAGAA
Molecule: messenger RNA, 2327 nt
Organism: Malaya genurostris
Lineage: Eukaryota; Metazoa; Arthropoda; Insecta; Diptera; Culicidae
Gene: CAH1
Product: carbonic anhydrase 2
Exons: 4
Coding region: 496-1329 (277 amino acids)
Cellular component (GO): cytoplasm
Molecular function (GO): carbonate dehydratase activity; zinc ion binding
Source: RefSeq, a predicted model, not a curated record